This is a messenger RNA of Pterocles gutturalis (yellow-throated sandgrouse), 884 nucleotides long. RefSeq names its product V-type proton ATPase subunit G 1-like. The record is from RefSeq and is a predicted model, not a curated record. Gene Ontology annotation, cellular component: vacuolar proton-transporting V-type ATPase complex. The transcript is spliced from 3 exons. Gene Ontology annotation, biological process: proton transmembrane transport. Gene Ontology annotation, molecular function: proton-transporting ATPase activity, rotational mechanism. Bases 1 to 324 code for a protein of 107 amino acids. Lineage: Eukaryota; Metazoa; Chordata; Aves; Pterocliformes; Pteroclidae.
AUGCUGUCAAUGCUUUCUCUGUUUAAUUUGGUAUGUUCUUUGGAAACAGGAAAGAAUCGGAGGCUGAAGCAGGCCAAAGAAGAAGCCCAGGCAGAGAUUGAGCAGUACCGCCUGCAGAGGGAGAAGGAGUUCAAAGCCAAGGAAGCAGCGGCACUGGGAUCUCAUGGCAGUUGCACCACUGAAGUUGAGAAGGAGACCCAGGAAAAGAUGAGCGUCAUCCAGCAGAACUUCCAGAAGAACCGUGAGGUGGUCCUCUCCCAGCUGUUGGCACUAGUGUGUGACAUCAAACCUGAAAUCCACAUCAAUUACCGCAUCAAUGGGUAGUGGUGGAAGAAGGAAGGAGCAUAUUGGAAAUGCUGGUAGUAAUGUCUGAGCUUCAAGUGGAACAUACAGCUCUUAGCCAUACCUUAACUGUUCUUCUUGUAAAUGUGUUAAAUUAUUUCAGUGAGUUGUAGCUCAUCAGUAUCUUGCUGGACUUUUCUUAGUUUCUCUCUUGACACGGAUUCAGAGCUUAUUCAACCAUUAAAUGGCCUCAUCUCAAGUCUGUGCUAAGUUAUUAAGUAUAUAUUCAAGUUGGCACAUUAAUGCUUCCUUUUUAUCUGGGUAGUAUUCAGUGAGAGGCUUUCCUCUGAGAAGUAGAAAGGGGAGAGAGAUGCUGACCUGUGUAAUUGUAUUCCUGAUGACCAAAAUGCAUCUUUCAGUGUGGUGUUAACCUUUGUACAGGGGUUAAACCUUGUUUGAAGAAUUCUCUGACUGUACAGUGCUGGCUCAUAAUUUUCAAGUGCUUGAGUUUCUCUGUAUUGAAUUCUCUGUAUAUUCUGCUGUUAGCUUGAGUUACAAGUCUGGCACUAUGACACUUGCAAGUAAAAACACUUAUUUAACUC